Messenger RNA from Purpureocillium takamizusanense, 2718 nucleotides. RefSeq lists its product as uncharacterized. Bases 103 to 2355 code for a protein of 750 amino acids. Lineage: Eukaryota; Fungi; Ascomycota; Sordariomycetes; Hypocreales; Ophiocordycipitaceae. The transcript has 3 exons. The record is from RefSeq and is a predicted model, not a curated record.
ACCCCCACCACGAGUAUCGGAUUCCUCGCCUUUAUCUUGACGUCGCGGCCGGCUGUUGUGUGGGAUGACUACUGGCGCCGCCGCCGCACGAGGUCACACGUCAUGAACCGCUUCUCCGUCUGCAUCGUCGGCGCCGGCCCCUCGGGCCUCGUCGCCGCCAAGACGCUCCUCCACAACGCGCCCAAGGGCACCUUCCAGGUCAGCGUCUUCGACGCCCAAGAUGCCAUCGGCGGCCUGUGGCCGACGUCCCAGACGGACACGGGCCGUCUGGUCCACCCGCUCAUGGUGGCCAACCAGAGCCGUCACACGAUGCACUUCAGCGACCUUGCCUGGGAUGCCGCCGCGCCACACCUUCCCCGCGCCUGGCAGGUCGGCAAGUACCUCGAACGGUACAUGGAACGCUACCUCACCGGCAGCCCUGAUUUUGAGUUGCGCUUGGGCACCCGCGUCGUGCGAGCCGAGCCGAUCCAGGACGGACGCGCCGGGUGGCGGGUGCUGUUCCGCGGCCGCGACGGCAUCGAGGAGACGCGUACCUUUCAGAAGCUCAUAGUCGCCUCGGGCUACUUUGGCAAGUCCAUCAUCCCUGACAGCCUCGCCGCCCAGCCGAAUGCCAUCCCAGUCGUUCCUAGCACUCAGUACCGCGACCUCAAGAGCCUUCUCGGUGACAAACCGCCCAGCGGCGGCACCAAGAUCUUAGUCGUUGGCGGUCAGAUGUCUGGUGUUGAGAUUGCAGGCACCAUCGCAUCUCACCUCUCCUCUGCGACCAACUCGCCUGAACCCAGCGAUAUUCCCGACGUGGACAAGUAUUCUGUCCACCAUGUCAUUCAAAGGCCCAUCUGGGUCUUCCCCUUGUACACGACCCCCGAGCCAACCACUGCUGCAGCCCCCUUCCUUCCCCUCGACUUUUCAUCCUACAACCGCAACAACCGACCGCAGCCACUGGUCAACACGCAGGGACACGUCAGCUCGGACACGGCCAAGGUGGUGCAUGGCAUCUACGAGAAGGCGCUCGGCGGCAACCAGGCCGUCUUCUCCCCGCUCCUGCACGUCGAUGGUGACACCAAGACGGAGCCGCCGUAUCUGGCCGUCAGCGACUGGUACUGCGACUUUGUUCGCUCCGGCUUGAUUACUCUUUCAAAAGGCAAAGUCACCGCGCUGGACGGCAACACGGCCGUGUUGUCCGAUGGCGGGGGCCUCAUCCAUGACGUCGCCGCCGUGGUCGUGGCGACGGGAUUCGACCCCUCCCCGUACCUGGACUUCUUCCCGAAGGACACUCUCGACAGGUUGCGCUUCUCGCCCGAGCAUACCGAACUACCCCUCGCCCUCUCCUUUCACGGAACUACGUCUAACGACCUUCACGGUCUAGGCUUCGUUGGAUUUUAUCGCUCUCCUUACUGGGGUGUAAUGCAGAUGCAGGCUCGCUUCCUGGUGGAGCUCUGGACCAAAGCCAUGCUUCUACCCCAGCCCAUGCGGAGCGCGCUCUGCACUGAUGAUUCGAUGCAGCGAACGCUGAAGCUCCGGGACGACCCCCGGCUGUCCCAAUUCCCAAUGGGGGACUAUCCCUGGCUCAUGCAGGAGUUUGCCGAGGCACUCUCCAUUGAACCGGCCGCGCCGUCGUUUGCGGGAGUACCGCUGCUGCCGCAUAACAAGCAGCCGCUAGACAUGCUGACGCCGGCACGGUACACAUCGCCGACGGACAGCGAGGAAGCCAGGGGCGAGGCGGCGAAGCUUCUCAAAAAUACCAUCGACACCACGAUUGCAGGCCUAACCUCGCCCAAGUUCGUGGCGCGCGCCGUGUUUCGCAGCUUGUUGGGCACGUGGAGGCUGGAGCGCGACCUCGUAAGUCGGCUACCAUCGCACCCGAGCGGCCAUUUCAGCGGCACCGCACAGUUUCUCCUGCGCGAAAGGACCUCGGACGGCAUCCAGUGCGCCAAAGACAGCACAUCAGCUUCAUUGGCCCGCGAAGGCGGCAACGAUAGCGACCAAGGCUUAGAGUACCUGUACGUUGAGGAUGGCGAGUUCAAAACGGAUAGUGGCUUCGGGUUUCGCGCGACAAGGCGGUAUGUGUGGCGAUAUGACGAAGGCAGCGAUACGCUGAGCGUGUGGUUCGCAAAGCCCGACGACCAGAAGCGCGCAGACUACUUGUUUCACGAGGUGGAGUUUGAGAAGUCGGAACGAGGCGGGCGAGACGCCGAUGGUUGGAAGGCCAAGGCCGGGCAUCUCUGCAUCGACGACUACUACGACGUCAAGUACAAUUUUGCGUUUGAGGCUGUCAACCUGCGAGAUUGGUGCAUAGAAUACACGGUCAACGGGCCAAAGAAGGACUAUACCAUCCGAGGGACGUAUACGCGAUGAGCAAGAUGGGAUGGGAGGUCGGGAUCUUUUGAAUAUGGAGGGCAAUUGGAUAGACGGACUGGCACUUGAGCGCAAGCAUUCUGCAGGGCGGCAGCGGACAGUAGAAACAAGACAUUGUCUGAAUUGUAGAUGCAGGUGCUGGCUCUACGUGCGGGCAACGUGUGUCUCAUGGCGGGGAACCCUGCGGCUCACUCGGAACGGAUAUGCGCCCGCCGUGGGGCGAGUUUAGGUUGAGCGUCACGCUGUCAGGGGGAUGGGGAACCUAAUUGCAAUGGACAUCUACGAAGGCGUCGAGUUUUGCAGCCAAAACCCAAAAGUUGGGGGUUUUUUUAUUUUGCGUCUCUGCUUCUCUUUUCAUAAGCA